This is a messenger RNA of Heteronotia binoei (common prickly gecko), 5114 nucleotides long. RefSeq names its product protein tyrosine phosphatase receptor type J (gene PTPRJ). The transcript is spliced from 26 exons. Gene Ontology annotation, molecular function: protein tyrosine phosphatase activity; protein binding. Lineage: Eukaryota; Metazoa; Chordata; Lepidosauria; Squamata; Gekkonidae. The record is from RefSeq and is a predicted model, not a curated record. Bases 271 to 4488 code for a protein of 1405 amino acids. Gene Ontology annotation, biological process: protein dephosphorylation.
UUCGCUCCACCCUGCUGGGCACUUCUCUCUCCCCAGCGAGCUUUCACAUUCCCCGCAGAAAAGAGAGAGAAAAAAAGCCACCGAGGUCCCGCCUGGGGAGCGCGCGAGACUGAAAGGCGGCUGUGCCGACCCGCUUUCGCCUUCUUCUGUUUUUGGCGGGAGGGCGGAUUGGAGUCCUUCUGCCAUGAUUCCGUGGAGCCAGGCUGAGCGAACUUAACGUGAGACUGGGAGGCGACGCGUCGCCGCCCCCCCUCCUCCCCCGUGAAGACCAUGAGGCAACUGGCGCAGCUUUUCCCUCUUCUCGUGUUGUGCCUUAAUCAGAUAAAAGUUUUGGCUGCAUGUGAUGAAUGCAGUUCAGUGAAUGUAACAGCAACAAAUACGGAAAUACAUAUCCAGACACCUAACAACUUCACAAUAAGUAAUGUAACUUUUUCAAAUGGGAUAGAGGCUAAGCCUGGACCACUGACUGAGUCAAUAUCUGAUCUUGAACCUGGAGUACAGUAUAUUGUUUAUCUUCAGAAUAAUCAGAAUAUUACUGAAAUAUGCUGCAAAAAUAUUACCACAGUGCCCACUUCUGUGAUUGACAUCCAAUUUAGCAACAUCACUACCACAACCAUAAAUUUAACAUGGAACAGCAGAGAUCAAAAUGCACCUAAUUACAUUUAUAGAAUUGUAGUUGAUGGAAAUGGCACUAAUAGGACAGAAAACUCAAAUGUCAUGACUGCAGUAAUUAGCAACCUGGAACCUGGUACAUUGUAUACAUUCACAAUAUAUCCAGAAGUUGCCAGAACAGUAGGAGAUGCAAAUAAUGGAUCCGCUUAUACAAAGCCCAAUGCAGUUUCAGACAUCUACAUUGAAAACAUCAAUUCCACAACAGUCAAUUUAAGGUGGAACAACUCCGACACAAAUUCUGCUACCUACACUUACAGAAUAUGCUUUGAAAAAAAUGGAACUGAAAUGGAAGAAUUUGCUAGUGGCACCAGUACAACAAUUGGAGACUUGGAACCUGGUACAUGGUACACAUUCACAAUAUUUCCACGAGUAAAUGUAACUGAAGGGGACCCAAAAAAUGCAUCAAUUUAUACAAAGCCCAGUCCAGUCACAGACAUUCAUUGUAGCAGCAUCACUACCCAAGCUGUAAAUUUAAUGUGGACCAGCAGUGAUCGAAAUGCUGCAAAUUACAGAUAUAAAAUAAUAGUUGAUGGAGAUGACUCCAGUAGGAUGGAAAACUCAAGUGAGACCACUGCAGUAAUUAGCGGCUUGGAACCUGGUACAUUGUAUACAUUCACAAUAUAUCCACUAGUAGCUGAAGUGGAAGGAGAUCCAAAGAAUAUAUCCACCUACACAAAGCCCAGUCCAGUCAUGUACAUUCAUUUUAGCAACAUCACUACCCAAGCUGUAAGUUUAAUGUGGAACAGCAGUGAUCGAAAUGCUGCAAAUUACAGAUAUAGAAUAACAAUCGAUGGAGCUGGCUCCAGUAGGACAGAAAACUCAAGUGAAACCACUGCAAUAAUAAGCAGCUUGGAACCUGGUACCUUGUAUACAUUCACAAUAUAUCCACUAGUAGCUGAUAUGGAAGGAGAUCCAAGAAACAGAUCCACCUAUACAAAGCCCAGUCCAGUCAUGUACAUUCAUUUUAGCAACAUCACUACCCAAGCUGUAAGUUUAAUGUGGAACAUCAGUGAUCGAAAUGCUGCAAAUUACAGAUAUAGAAUAAUGAUCGAUGGAGAUGGCUCCAGUAGGACAGAAAACUCAAGUGAAACCACUGCAAUAAUAAGCAGCUUGGAACCUGGUACCUUGUAUACAUUCACAAUAUAUCCACUAGUAGCUGAUAUGGAAGGAGAUCCAAGAAAUAGAUCCACCUAUACAAAGCCCAGUCCAGUCAUGUACAUUCAUUUUAGCAACAUCACUACCCAAGCUGUAAGUUUAAUGUGGAACAUCAGUGAUCGAAAUGCUGCAAAUUACAGAUAUAGAAUAAUAAUCGAUGGAGAUGGCUCCAGUAGGACAGAAAACUCAAGUGAAACCACUGCAAUAAUAAGCAGCUUGGAACCUGGUACCUUGUAUACAUUCACAAUAUAUCCACUAGUAGCUGAUAUGGAAGGAGAUCCAAGAAAUAGAUCCACCUAUACAAUUCCUAGUUCUGUCUUCAACAUCACAGCGACAGAUAUCAGUUCAGUAGCAGUUGAUUUAUCAUGGGUAAACACGGAUGUAGCUUCUUGGACAUACUCCUACAGAAUACACAUUCGUAGAGAAAAUGGUACUUAUAAGGACAAGAUAGUCCGAAGCACCAAUGCUACAGUUUCACAGUUAACACCUGGUGUUAAGUAUACAAUCAGCAUAUACUCAGUUGCAGCAGAUAACACAACUGAAGGAAAUCCAGACAGCAUAAGCCUCUUUACAAAACCCAGUGCUGUUUCUCAUAUCACUGUUAAAAAUAUCGGUAUAACAGAAGUAACUUUAAGUUGGAGUAUUGAAGAUGCAGCUGCUUCUGGAUACACAUACAAAAUUUACAUAGAGAAUGUGAAUUCUACUGGCAAGAACAUCACCGAAAUAACCCCAUCUAAAACUGCUGUCAUCCGGGAGUUAGAGCCAGGCACCGCUUAUAAUUUCUCAGUCUUUGCACAGGUGAAUAGCGGCAAAACUGAAGGAGACUCCAGAAGCCUGUCUGUCUGCACAGUUGCAGCACAAGUGACUAAACUGAGUUGUAUGCCAGUGCCUAAGCAGCCAGAACUGAAUCUUAGCUGGACUCCUCCUGAUGGCACUUAUAAUAGCUUCAUAAUUGAGAUCUUAAACGGUACUUCAAACAGAAUGGAACAUUGCAGCUCAGAAGAUCAAGGUGUUAUAAUAAAAGAUUUGAGAUAUUUUGCCAGCUAUACUGUUAAGAUUGUAACACAUUCAUGUGGGGAAAUGAGCGUUCCUCAGGAAAAAAAAUGCCUUACAAGUAUCACCGAUCCUCCAGUUCCCUUUAAAGAACCUACUCUUGAGGCAACUAGUCACAAUUCUUUGAAAGUUCAGUUCAGCCCUUUCAGUUCCAUUUAUGGACCCUUAAAAGCAUAUGCAAUAAUAAUCACAUCAAAAGGACUGAACUGCAGCAGUGUCUCCUUGACAGACACCUAUCAGAAUUUUACCAAGAAAAACACAGACUCUUAUGUUGCAUAUGUCAAAAAUGUGCAAAAUUCCUCUAACAUUGAUUGUUAUGAUAUUGAAAUAGGAGAUGGAUCAACUUAUCGUGGCUAUUUCAAUGGGAAGUUAGAGCCCCUUAGUUCCUAUAGGGCAUGUGUGGCUGGUUUCACUCAUAUCGUUUUUACAAAUGACUUUAUCAGUUCAAAGGAAAGUUAUGCCUCAUUUUCGAAGUUCUCUGGAUCUGUAACCUUACCCCAAAAUCCAGAUGUUAUCACAGGAGCUGUUGUUGGAUGUAUUCUGGGUGCUGCUCUUGUUGCUGCAAUAGUGGUUUUCAUCUUCUGGAAAAAGAGAAGGAAAGAUGGGAAAAACAAUGAGGUGCCAUUUUCUCCGAUUAUACCUAAAAAAUCAAAAUUAAUUAAAGUUGAAAACUUUGAAUCUUAUUUUAAGAAACAAAAAGCUGAUUCAAACUGUGGGUUUGCAGAAGAGUAUGAGGACCUCAGGCCAGUUGGUGUUAAUCAACCCAAAUUUGCUGCUGAACUACCAGAGAACAAAGGAAAAAAUAGAUACAACAAUGUCUUACCAUAUGACGUUUCUCGUGUUAAACUUUCAGCCCAAAACCAUCCAACCAAUGAUUACAUUAAUGCAAACUAUGUCCCUGGAUACAGUUCUAAGAAAGAGUUCAUUGCUGCACAGGGCUCUUUGCCAAACACUGUUCAAGAUUUCUGGCGCAUGAUCUGGGAGAAAAAUAUUCAUACCAUUGUUAUGCUGACUAAAUGCAUUGAACAAGGCAGAACAAAAUGUGAAGAGUAUUGGCCAAAUAAACAGUCCAAGAAUUAUGGGGACUUAACCGUAGCCAUGACCUCAGAAAUUAUUCUUCCAGAGUGGACAAUAAGAGAUUUCUCCAUGGAGAAAAGUGAUGCAUCUAUAAGUUGCCCUGUGCGACAGUUUCACUUCACUGCCUGGCCAGAUCAUGGUGUUCCAGAAACAACUGACCUCCUCAUCAGCUUCAGGCACUUAGUACAGGACUAUAUGAAGCAGAACCCUCCCACCCCUACUUUGGUACACUGCAGUGCUGGUGUUGGGAGGACUGGAACUUUCAUAGCAAUUGACCGUUUGAUCCAUCAGAUGGAGAUGGAGAACACAGUUGAUGUGUAUGGAGUGGUAUAUGAUCUCCGAAUGCAUCGCCCUUUAAUGGUGCAGACAGAGGAACAAUAUGUCUUCCUAAACCAAUGUGUUAUGGAUAUUAUUAAAUCCAAGAAAGAGAAGAAAGCAGACCUGAUCUAUCAAAAUACAAAUGCCAUGGCAAUCUAUGAGAACUUUAAACCAUCACCACAUCUUGGGAAGGCAAAUGGCUAUCACAUGUAACCGUUCAAAAAUGAUGUGUUGCCCCACUUCUGCCAUAUAUAGGAAAGGGAAUAUGCACUGAAGAGUUUUUUGGUCUUAAUGUAAAGAGACUUUUAAAAUAACUUAUCUGAAGGUGCACGUAAUGUGAACUGUGGUUUAAUGCAUUUAUCAGAGGAAUCUGCUUUGAUGCAUUAUUUUAUGGAAGAAAUUAACUCAUAUUGUCUUAACAGAGAUCUCUUUACUGCAAAGACUUUUAAAAUCAAGCCUGAAUUCAGACUUGGAAGAAAUGGAAUCUAUUCUACACAUUCCAGUAAUGUUAAUUUGUAGAUAAUGAUUGCUUUACCAAAUGAAUGGUCAUAGAAUAGUGACUGUUCAAGUUUAUUUCUAAAGGGGAGCACAAAUAUCUUUUGUUAAUUGGAUUUUUAAUAUGUAAUUGUGCCUUUUUUCUAUCUCUUUUGCUAUACACAAAAAUGAUCAGAGUCCUAUAUUUUUGUAUGGAAAUUCUCAGUGGGAAUAUAACAUUUAAAUAAGAUUAAUAAUUUCUGUGGAAUAGUUUUGCUGAUUCUUCCCUCUUGGAAGUGGUAAUGUGUGUCACUUGAGUCUGCAAAGGCUUUACAAUACAGUGUGUUCACUUGGUCAUGUGAAAA